AUGGCGCAGUACGCGAGGGGCUCUGCCGUGGCAGUCAUCCGGCUCCACAACCCGCCCGUCAACGCGCUCAGUCUGGCAGUUCUCCAGGCUUUAGAGGAUGGGCUGAAGAAAGCAGAUGCAGAUCCCUCAGUGAAAGCUGUUAUGAUUUGUGGAGAAAAUGGGAAAUUCAGUGCAGGAGCUGACAUCCGAGGAUUUUCCUCCCCGAAGAGACACGGACCCGGCCUGGGCCCCAUCGUGUCUCUCAUCGAAAGCUGCGAGAAGCCGGUGGUGGCGGCCAUCGAAGGCGUGGCUUUAGGAGGAGGCCUGGAGGUGGCCCUGGGCUGUCACUACCGCAUUGCACACGUGAAGGCUCGGAUGGGUCUGCCAGAGGUCACCAUAGGGUUACUUCCAGGUGGUGAAGGCACUCAGCGACUCCCCAGACUGAUUGGAGUACCAGCUGCUCUGGAUAUGAUCACUACAGGAAAACACAUUCCAGCAACUGAAGCACUGAAGCUGGGCUUGGUUGAUGAAAUUGUGGAAGAAAACACCAUUGAGGCAGCAAUCCAUUUGGCAAACAAAGUGAUUGGUCAGCCCCUGGGACCCCGCAGGCUCAGCCUUAAGCCAGUUCCCAAGCUGCCCAACAUGGAAGCGUUCCUGCGUGAAGCUGCUGCGAAGGUGAAGAAGCAGGCGCGGGGGUGCCUGGCUCCGGAGCUGUGCUUCCAGGCCGUGCGAGCCGCCACCGAGGGGCCCUUUGCCGAGGGCUUGCGGCGGGAGCGGGAGCUGUUCCAGGUGCUGCUGAGCUCGGGGCAGGCCCGGGCCCUGCAGUACGCGUUCUUCGCCGAGAGAGCCGUGCACAGGUGGGCAACUCCCAGCGGAGCCUCCUGGAGCAGCGCUGCCCCGCAGCCCGUGCGCAAGGCUGCCGUCAUAGGGCUGGGAACAAUGGGCCGAGGCAUUGUGACUUCUCUGGUUAAGGCCAACAUACCUGUGGUAGCCCUGGAGCAGGAUCUGGAGUAUCUGAACAAGGGAAGGAAAGCUGUGAUGCUCCUUCUGGAACGUGAGGCUAUGAAGACGGAAGGGGGUGCCCAGACCCUGGAUUUCCAUAACCCCGCACGUCUCCAGUUCACUGUGGACUUUGAUGUGUUGCGUGAUGUAGACCUAGUCAUCGAGGCUGUGUUCGAGAACAUGGCACUAAAGAAGGAAAUAUUCCACAAGCUCUCAAAGAUCUGCAAGCCAGGAGCCUUGCUGUGUACAAACACAUCAGCCCUGAACAUCGACGAAAUAGCUUCUGCCACGAGCCGCCCACAGCAGGUCAUUGGCACACACUUCUUCUCCCCUGCCCACGUGAUGAGGCUGCUGGAAAUCAUCUAUGGCCGCCACACGUCCCCCACCGCCAUCGCCACCGCUAUGCAGCUGGCCAAAGCCCUGAAAAAAGUCGGAGUGGUGGUAGGGAAUUGUUUCGGGUUUGUUGGGAAUCGCAUGAUGUUUCCGUACGUACAACAAGCAGUUUUCCUUUUAGAGGAAGGGAGCAGGCCAGAAGCAGUAGAUCAGGUUCUUGAAGAUUUUGGGUUUAAGAUAGGCCCUUUCCGCACGUCUGACCUCGCCGGGCUGGAUGUGGGCUGGAGGUCUCGGCAGGGCCAGGGCCUGACGGGGCCGUCCCUCCCCGCAGGCACACCGGCCCGGCAGCGGCAGGGCCGGCGCUACAGCCCCCUGCCAGACCUCCUGUGCGAGCACGGCCGCUUCGGCCAGAAGACCGGCAGGGGCUGGUACCGCUACGAGAAGGCCGGGGGCAGGACAGCCACGCCAGACCCAUGGCUCCACAACUUCCUGUGCCAGUACAGAGACACCCAUGGCAUCGAGACCCGCUUUAUAGACCAGGAGGAAAUCCUGGAGCGGUGUUUGUUUUCCCUCAUCAACGAGGGGUUUGCCAUCCUGGCUGAGGGGAUAGCGUCAGGCCCGGAGCACCUGGAUGUCAUUUACAUCAAUGGCUACGGGUGGCCGAAGCACACGGGUGGCCCCAUGUUCUACGCCUCCACUGUGGGGCUCCCUCGCGUGCUGGCUAAACUGCAGAAAUACUCUGAGGCCCACCCUGAUGUGCCCGGGCUACGGCCCAGUGCCUUUCUGAAAAAGCUGGUGGCUGUGGGGAACCCCCCCCUCAAGGAGUGGAUGUCCUACCUGAGUCGGCAGAGCCCCAAACUGUGA
Cinclus cinclus is the source of this 2178-nucleotide messenger RNA. It is a transcript of the gene EHHADH, whose product is annotated as enoyl-CoA hydratase and 3-hydroxyacyl CoA dehydrogenase. Gene Ontology annotation, biological process: fatty acid beta-oxidation. The coding region runs from base 1 to 2178 and encodes 725 amino acids. The record is from RefSeq and is a predicted model, not a curated record. Gene Ontology annotation, molecular function: (3S)-3-hydroxyacyl-CoA dehydrogenase (NAD+) activity; NAD+ binding. NCBI's taxonomy places the organism in Eukaryota, Metazoa, Chordata, Aves, Passeriformes, Cinclidae. The transcript has 7 exons. Gene Ontology annotation, cellular component: peroxisome.